Messenger RNA from Brenthis ino (lesser marbled fritillary), 837 nucleotides. NCBI's taxonomy places the organism in Eukaryota, Metazoa, Arthropoda, Insecta, Lepidoptera, Nymphalidae. The record is from the annotation of a GenBank genome assembly.
AUGGAUUUCUUGGAUUCAAUAGAUUUCGAUUCGUCUCACAAGAAAUGCGACCGUGUGCGUUCCUGGUAUUUAUACGAGCAGUAUAAGACGUUAGAAAAAAAUCAAUUAGAUGCCGCAUAUAGGUUAAAGAAUAAAACUUACCAGGAAAGGAUCUUGAAACAAGAGUUGAGUGAACGCCGAGCCCGACGGAGAUUAAGCGACCAACUUGGAGACUGCCAAUUUGAAUCUGAAUUGGAAAGAAAAAUUCACAGCGCUCAUUCUACAGCCCCUCUAAGUGUCAGCGAUGAUCUUUUCGAAAGUGUCCACGAACUUCAUGAGGAAUAUGAUUUAGACCCAGUAUAUCACACUCAUGAUUCGAAAAGUAGUAAGAAUUACGAUGAUAUUAAAAGCUCGGAUAGAUAUGAUUCCAGUUUUGAAGAAAGUCUAAACAGUCUUGUUGAAAAUGUUACAGUUGACGGCUAUUUAAGUAAUGAUAUUAAAGGAGAAUUAGAGUUCGUUAAAAAGAAUAUUGCCGAUAAUAUCAACUUACAGCUCGAAACAGUAAAAGAAAAUAUCGAAUGUUUGGAAAAGUACACAAAAAUAGACGUGGAUAAAAUAACGGAUGAUGAUAGUUUUUCUGAACAUUAUAAGGCUAAAGAUAACAUUUUAUCUCAGAAGAAAUUUAAUACAAACAAACAAAAUUGCGUCCUACUAAUGUGGUCCAACUUAGUGGCUUUCGCAUAUAAUAUUAUAAAAUUAAAUCACGAUAAUUGCUGUUACGACUGCAGCUCACAAUUUCUUAUUGGAAUACUGGCAUGCGAUGUUCUUCGACGAGGUAUUUGUAAUAUGUGUAAGUAU